Molecule: messenger RNA, 207 nt
Organism: Linum tenue
Lineage: Eukaryota; Viridiplantae; Streptophyta; Magnoliopsida; Malpighiales; Linaceae
Source: the annotation of a GenBank genome assembly
UCAAUUUCCCGAAUUGCUAGUCCAUUUCUAUCAUUGAGAAGUUCUUUUCGCAAUUGGGAAUUUGAUCGGGCGCACAGUCAAGUUGGAUUACCAUACGGAAAUGCUGCAAAGGGGGAAGUUUGCAAGGAUUGCAAUCGAUCUGGACAUGACAAAACCACUUCCGACGAUGGUUUAUCUCGAUGGAAUACAACAGCAUGUUGUCUAUGA